Molecule: messenger RNA, 1566 nt
Organism: Lachancea meyersii CBS 8951
Lineage: Eukaryota; Fungi; Ascomycota; Saccharomycetes; Saccharomycetales; Saccharomycetaceae
Source: the annotation of a GenBank genome assembly
AUGACCGCUGGAAUUUGUCUACGGAAUGCUGCUAGAAACGCACGCCAUCUGGCCAUGGGCGCCAGAUGCAUGUCCAUCAGAGUGAAGGCGGAUUUUGUCAAGCUAACCACUCCUAACGGGUUCACAUACGAGCAGCCUACGGGUUUGUUCAUUAACAAUGAAUUUAUCAAAUCGCACAACGGCGACACCAUCGCUGUCGAAGAUCCAUCCACGGGGCAAAAACUUUUGGACGUGCAGUCGGGUACUAAAGAAGAUGCAGAGUACGCCGUUGAAUGUGCCGAUAAGGCUUUCAACUCUUCGUGGUCCACUGUUGACCCAAAAGAAAGAGCUCGCAAGAUGCUCAAGCUAGCAGAUCUUAUGGAAGAGAGAAAGGAAUUGAUGGCCUCUAUCGAGUCCAUGGACAACGGCAAGGCUCUUAGACUAGCCAGAGGCGAUGUAGGCGUCGCUAUCGAUUUCAUUCGCUCCUCUGCCGGUCUAGCAGACAAGCUUGACGGCAGAAGUAUCGACACAGGCGACGGCUACGUGAAUUACACCGUCAGAGAGCCAGUGGGUGUGUGCGGUCAGAUUAUUCCAUGGAACUUCCCUCUAAUGAUGCUUUCCUGGAAGAUCGCACCUGCCAUGGCUGCUGGUAACACACUUGUCUUGAAACCCGCCUCUCCAACUCCUUUGAAUGCCUUGUUUUUCGCUUCCCUCUGCCAAGAAGCCGGAAUCCCAGCUGGUGUUGUAAACAUCAUUCCUGGUCCAGGUAGAGGGGUUGGUGAGACUUUGACCACCCAUCCUAAAAUCAGAAAAAUUGCAUUCACAGGCUCCACAGGCACCGGUAAAGGUAUUGCUGUCAAGGCUGCUCAGUCCAACUUGAAGAAGGUCACUUUGGAAUUGGGCGGUAAGUCUGCACACAUGGUGUUCAACGAUGCCAACUUGGAGAAAACCUUGCCCAACUUGGUCAGCGGUAUUUUCCUAAACGCCGGCCAGAUCUGUUCUUCUGGAUCCAGAAUCUAUGUUCAAGAAGGUAUCUACGACAGACUACUCCCGGCUUUUAAGAAAUACGUCGAGGAAACCGUCACCGUGGGCUCUCCCUUCGAUGAAAAGAACUUCCAAGGUGCUAUCAACAACAAGAUGCAAUACGACACUAUCAUGAGCUACAUCAACGUUGGUAAAGAAGAAGGCGCUAAAGUGCUAACCGGAGGCGAAAGUGUUGGUGAAAACGGCUACUUCGUUAAGCCAACCAUCUUUUACGAUGUCCAUGAGGACAUGAGAAUUGUCAAGGAAGAAAUUUUCGGUCCUGUCGUUACAAUUUCCAAGUUCAAGAGCAUUGAGGACGGUGUGGCCAUGGCCAACGAUUCCGAAUUUGGUCUUGGAUCCGGUAUUCAAACCGAGAACCUUUCUACUGCUUUGAAAGUUUCCAAGAUGUUGAAGGCCGGUACUGUCUGGAUCAACACAUAUAACGACUUCCACUCCUCUGUUCCAUUCGGUGGUUGCAAGCAAUCUGGUUAUGGUAGAGAAAUGGGUGUCGAGGCCUUCGAAGCAUACACAUCUGUCAAGGCCGUCAGAAUAAAAUUGGAUUGA